This is a messenger RNA of Rana temporaria (common frog), 1401 nucleotides long. Its product is annotated as general transcription factor II-I repeat domain-containing protein 2-like. The transcript has a single exon. NCBI's taxonomy places the organism in Eukaryota, Metazoa, Chordata, Amphibia, Anura, Ranidae. The record is from RefSeq and is a predicted model, not a curated record. Bases 1 to 1392 code for a protein of 463 amino acids.
AUGUCUGCUAAAAAGAGAAAGGUAGAUGCUGAAUGCAGAGUCUUCCAAAAGAAUUGGACUGCUAAGUAUUUAUUUACCGAAAUCAGAGGUAAAGCCGCGUGUUUAGUUUGCGGGGAGCAGAUCGCCGUUUUUAAGGACUACAAUUUGAGUCGGCAUUACGAGACAAAACAUGCUGCAAAAUAUAAAAACUUGACUGACGCAGAAAGGGUGCAGACUUCGGAAGCUUUGCUAGCUAAGUUGCAAAAGCAGCAAGGCUGUUUUACAAAACUUCACGCAGCCAGGGAUGCUGCAACCCAGAGCAGCUUUGUGAUAUCCCACAAAAUCGCGAAAUACAGUAAGCCGUUCUCAGAGGGGGAGUUUAUCAAAGAGUGCUUGGUGGACUCUGCAGCACUAAUAUGCCCUGAAAAAAAAGCGGCAUUUGAGCAAGUCCCGCUGUCCAGGCGAACCGUGACUAGAAGGAUCGAGGACAUUGCAGGGAAUUUGGAGCUUCAGCUGCAACGUGAAGUGACACGUUUCGACUUUUACUCCUUGGCUUUGGAUGAAAGCUGUGAUGUCCGCGACACAGCCCAGUUACUUGUAUUCGUCCGCAGGAUAACCCCCGAGUUCAAGAUUACGGAGGAGCUGGCAGCAAUGCGGUCGAUGAAAGGAACGACGACAGGGAGUGAUCUGUUCACGGAGGUAAAUGAGUGCAUGGACAGGCUGGGACUGAAAUGGGACAGACUGACAGGCGUCACAACGGACGGAUGUCCAAAUCUCACCGGAAAAAAUUUCGGACUUUUGAAACGUAUGCAAGAUAAAGUGACUGAAAUCGACAUGGAUCAGAAACUGGUAUUUUUGCAUUGUAUUCUACACCAACAUGUGUUAUGCAAAUCAGUGCUAAAAAUUGACCAUGUCAUUGAUGUUGUUACUAAAAUAGUAAACUUCAUCAGGGCAAGAGCAUUGAACCACAGACAGUUUGUCGCACUAUUGGAGGAGCAUGAGACCGAGCAUCGUGACAUCGGCUACCACACAGCUGUCAGAUGGCUCAGUCUGGGAAAAGUGCUAAAAAGAGUCUGGGACCUGAAAGCAGAGAUUCGGGAGUAUUGUGAGAAGAAAGGCAAAGACUUCCCUGAGCUCUCAGAUGAGGACUGGAUGGCAGAUUUUGAAUUUUCUGUUGAUGUGACUGCACAGAUGAAUGAACUGAACACCAAACUGCAAGGCAAGGGCCUUUUUGUUCAUGAAAUGCACAGCCUGGUGAAGGCUUUCAUGACAAAGUUACACUUUCUUUCAAGACAACUGGAGAGCAACAAUAUAACUCACAUGCAAACCCUGAAAGAAGUCACACCACCAGCUGAUCACCUCCGCAGGUACUCAUCCAUGUUGGGAGCAUUGCAUGGUGAGUUUUCAAGGUGAUUUGAAGAU